Molecule: messenger RNA, 6892 nt
Organism: Dimorphilus gyrociliatus
Lineage: Eukaryota; Metazoa; Annelida; Polychaeta; Dinophilidae
Source: the annotation of a GenBank genome assembly
UAUGUUGGGUACUUUUUACGGAUACCACGGUAUUCUAGAUGAUGUUAAUCAUUCUAAUUUUACCUAUAUGGAUUAUUUGGAAUUUUACUAUAACUAUUAUUAUCAUUUCUUGCCCUCAAGCGUUACGAGCAACCCGCCUAGUGAUACGUCAUCUCUAAUUGCCCAUUGCUCUUCAACCUCCGAUGCCCCAGUUAUGCACGGUAUACCACCGGAUAUAAGGACAUUUAAAGGGGUGCGUGAUAUGAAACAUAAAGGUUCAGUUAGCGACGGAUUAAAAAGAAGUAGUAGCUUAAGUGACCUUCCCGAAUCAGAGGACAGUAAGCCUAAGAGCUUAUACGAAACUCUUUUGAGUGAUUCAAAAAAGAGACCAUUAUCAAGAUACGAACGCUUUGCUCAUUUACCUAGUUCAAAGCCUAUUUUCGAUUACAAUGCCUCCGAUUUGGAUGAACAUGAUAAACCUCGAACUAGAAGGUCGAGAUCUGUGACUAGGAAGGAAACUGAUUGGGAUAAUACGUUUCCUAGAUCCUCUAAAGCUACUUCGCGUACUUCUUUUACGUCGGACAGAAAUUUACCACCGUCCCGAGCUAUACGCUUAGGAAGUUGGAAUCCUGGCGAAAAAACUGGUGCUAGAACUAGUCCAUUAACAAUAAGAAAUGCCACAGAUGAACAUAAGAUAAACACAAGCGAUUCAAGUCCUGCACGUACUGAAUCUGAAAGCUUUUAUCCAGUUAGAAAACGUUACGAGUCUGAAUACUCUCAAUAUACAAAAAAAGGCUGGCUUGUUCGACUAAAGGAUAAAGUAAACGGAAAUCGGGAAAAUAUAAAAGAUAUUGGGCAAGAAAAUUGGCAAAAGCAUUGGUUUGUACUUAAUGGAACACAGCUACGAUAUUAUAAGGAUUCUAGGGCCGAAGAAGCUGGCCAUUCCGAUGGAAACGUUGAUCUACGCGAUUGUACUCAUUUGUAUGAGAAGGAAGUGGGAAGAAACUAUGGUUUUGAAAUAAAGAGUUUGAAAGGAACUACGACACUCUCUGCCAUGACUACUGGUAUCAGGAAUAAUUGGUUAACACUAAUGAGGAAAGCCAUGCACCAUGCGGGCGUUGCUCCUGAAACUCAACGCUUGGAUAGUCCCAAUAGUAAAAAAUCGCUGAAAUUUGGAUUAGAUUACAAUCAAAAGCAAGCGCCAUCUGGUAGGCAACUUCCCGAUCUGCCAAAAGACGAACAACUUGAUGAAGUUGAAAAGAACGUUAGAAGAAUUCAUCAACGUUCACUAACUGACUUUAUAAAUAAACCCAAAUUCUACGAAGUGGGUAAUAACGUUGAUGUUGAUAAUAAGAGGAAUAGAACGGAUUCUGAAAGAAGUACUAGUUCUUCGCCGUGUACACCAAGGGGUGAAAGAAAUGGCAAAAGUUCAUCAGAAAAUAAUUCAUCACCCUGUGGAGGGAAGAUGAUAUCUAAAAAGUCAAAGGCUCCAUCAGCAAAAAUAAAAGAACGUUCUAGAGCCAAGUCACCUCGUGUAAAAAGUCCACCUUUAAGAACAAUUUCCAACGGGGAAACACACUCUUCCAAGAGACUGGGAGGCGGAAGCGGGAGUAGCAGCCCAAGUAAUUCAACUCCCGGAACCCCGACAAAAAGUAAGUACGAACAAGGAGACAAAAUGGAUAUGGGAGAGGAGGAUAAGGCAGAAAAGAAAAGUCUGGCCAAAUCAACAUCGAGCGGUGCAAUAAGUGCUGGGGAUACAGCUCUGGUAGAUCUACUGGAAACUGAGGUCGAUUCGCUGAAGACACAAUUGGAACAAAGCCAGAAUCGCAACUCAAAACUGCAGCAUCAAAUUAGCGAAUUAAGAUCAAAGACUCAUCAGCGACAGGCUUCCCGGGAUUCUGUAGUGGGUUCACCCUCAACACCCUCUCGUAAACAUAGUCAGGUGCAGACAUAUCUUGACGACAGCGAUACAGGGGAAAGUAUCGAUGUUUUACAAGCUAAACUAGUUGAUCAUCAGAGGCAAGCUACAAUGAUCAAAGCUCAGAUGUCUAGACUCAGCGAACAGGUUGCUGCAACAGAACAAACGGCCACACGCCACGCCGAUGAGGCGAAAAAUUACAGGCGUCAGUUAGACGCUUGUGCUCAACGUCUGGUUUCCGCUGAACGACAAAUUGAUCAGUUUCGUUCUGAUUUGAGAAAGGAACAAGAUAAAAACGCGGAAAAGGAUAUGAAAUUAAAACAAUUAGAGCGUGACUUUUUUGAGAAAGACGAUUUCUUGCGUAGAAAAAGUGUUGAAUUAGACGAGACAAAAAAUCGUGUAAAAAGCCUACAAACUAAAUUGCUUGAUGUUGACGAAUUAGAAGGUCAAUUACAAGAUUCAAUGCUUGAGGCUCGAGCCGUUACGGAUGAGCUAUCUCAAUGUCAAAUAAAAAUUCGAUCAAAAGAGCAAGCAUUACGAAUCCAGCAGGAAAGGUUCCAAAGUGCAUUGAAAGAAAACGAUCAACUAAGAGAAAGACUACAAACGCUCGAGGCAGAACUUGAAGCCCCCAAGCAGAAAAAAGCCAAUGAAUCGCCUAUGGACAGAUCGGAUGUACUCCUCCAAGAGAAAAAUAAAGAAAUUGCUGAUUUACAAAAUCGAUUGGAAGAUACUGAGAAUACUUUAAGAGAGUCUAACAGAAAUUGUUCUGUUUUGCGAAGUCAACUAGAACAUGAACUGGAAGAAGGUAUGAAAAUACGACAAGAAUUGGCAACAUCGGAGGAAAAAUUACGAGAGGCAAAUCAAGAGAUAGAAGCUGUCGCCAGGCACGACGAUGAUGCCAGCAAAGUCGAAUUUAGAAAAUACGAAUCCGAAAUGGCCGAAUUAGAAAGAGAAAAUGAAAAAGUUAUGGAAAUGAUAAAUGCAAAGAAUGAAGAAUUAAUGGAGACUGUGAAGGAAAAAGAAACACUUGCGAAGCAGUUAUCAAAUAUGAAAUCGUCCGUGGAAAUUAAUAGCCGCAUGGAAACUAGAUAUAAAGAAGCAAUAAGUGAACUACAACGAGUUGAAGAAGAAAAGCGCAAACUACGAGAAGAUUUUGAGACUUCUAUGACUCGUAAGGACAAUGAACUCAGAGAAGCAAGGCGAAAUAUUGAGAAUCUCAAAGAAGUGAAUAAAGAAAGCGAAGGAAGUGACGCAGAUGAUCCGGCAGAAAGUCGACGAAAAUAUGAGAGAGCAAUAAGCGAAAUAAAACGUUUAAGAAAACGUUGCAACGAAACUCAAGAUUCUUUAGAUAAGAUUGAAAUUGCUUAUGCUGGUAUUAAGCAGCAACUAGAAUCAGUCGAUGAGGACUAUCAGGAACAACUACGACUUAUGUGUGCCAGAGUGGAGGAUUUAACUAACAAAUUAACAGUAACCGAAAGAAAAAAACGUCGUGAGAGCCUAGUUAUUGAUUUACAAAUUUUAAGUGAUAUAGACAAACAAGUGCAAGUAUUAGAGGAGACUUUCUCCAUUAAUGCAUAUGAGCAAGAGGAAGAAGAAAAAGAAAAGAGUGAGGAAAUGUCGCUUCCAAUUAAUCUUGGACCUCCUCCGCAGGUUGCUGUAAUAGCUCCUGAUGGUUCGCAGGGUAUCGAUAAUUCGCCACGUAUAAAUGAUAAAGAACAUGAUACAGAAAUCGACGACCUUAUUUCUGAUACAUGCUCAACAACAUCAGAAUCAUCUUCAACGGAUCAAUUACAAGUUUUGCAUAAUCGCUUAGUGAGAGUUUUAGAGAGUAUUAGCACAGAGGAUAAAACUUCAAAUCUUGAGGCGACUGAGAAGCAAUAUCGAGACGCUAGAAAAAAAUUGCGCUUGUCGUUGGAUAUGAUCGAUUCGACCAGAAAGAAAUUAAAAGAUCUUGUUAGUGCUUUACAAUCAUUGGAUUUCAGUAGGGCGAGUGAAAAUACUCUGGAAAAUGUUGUUCAUGGUUUAAAAGAUGCUUUACUCGUAACUGAUUCCGUUGAGUAUGAUUCAAUUUAUAACAAAGAAUCGAAGAUCGAUAAAAUGGACGAUCAUGGGACUAAAACUUUGAAAUUAAACGCCCUUGCUGAAAAAUUGGCUAUAGAAGCAAUAGUGGUUGGGGAAAUGGCAUAUGUUGUUAGAAGUCAGACGAACAAGCAAAUGACUGAAAGAGAUAUGUAUUUAAGCGAAAUGCGGGACGCUCAUUCGCAAAUAUUAGAAUUGGAGUGUAAAUUGGAAGAGAUGCAAGUGGAGAAAAAUCAGAUAGAUAAGGCCAAAAAUGAUUCCCUAUCUACUUAUGCACAAUUAUUGGCAGAGAAGAUGGUACUUCAGGCAGAAUUAUACUUGUCCAUGCAAAAGACGGAGGUGCCAAAGACAAAAAUAGAGAGUGAUGCUCUCGGUAAUGUCCUAGCUUCAGAAGCCGUUAGCCGAUGUUCACAAACAGACAUUGAAGGCUUGUGUCCGGUAGCCAGAUCAGCUCUUGUUCAGGCCGAAUUAUCGGCUGCUGUCUCUCAUUUAAGACGAGGUCUUUGUACCUGCUCUAAUGAUAGAGAAAGAAUUGAUUUGGUAGAAAGUGAACUUAAGUUAGCAAAGGAAAGACUAGAAGAGCGCGAGAAAGCGUUAGAACAGGCAGUAACAAAAUACUUGAAUGAAAAUGUUGCUAAAGUUGCCAAAGUGUCGAAGGAAAACAAAGUACAAGCGGUUCUUCAAAGAAAGGCUUCCGAAACAUCGUUAUCUUUACCCGAAAAUGAAGAAAAAGCAAAGCAUGUAAAUGAAGCUCUCGCUGAGGAAGUCCAACAAACAAUGCAACACUUCAAGUCAUUUUUCGAUGUACAAACUAUUGAAGAGGCAGACGAUACAUUACUCGAAGAACUCGCUGAUAUUGUCACUAAGAAAGCGGUCAUAUCUGGUCAACUAGCAUAUAUGCAUGAGCACUUCGAAAAAAGAGUAUUACUACACAUGUUUAAUAGGACUGAUUCUGGUUUACCCAGUUCGCCUCCUGAUGUCUACAAAGCUCAUAUUGACUCUCUUGUUGCUGAUUCCCUGCAACAGGAUGCUGCUAUGAAGGACAGUAUGGCUAAUUAUCUAAAGCAUUUUGGUGCCGACGGCAUGGAGAUGAGCUGUUCGUUAACCUCCAGAUUAGCCCAGUUAGCAGCCGACUUGGGCAAAGUUGAAGACUCUCUACAAAAAAGGUGUAGGCCCGCAUCUGGUAAUGACCUCGCUGAUAUCGUUGCAAGAGAGGCGGUUUUCCAUGCUCAAUUGGCCUAUGUUGCUUACACUUUGAAAUAUGAGCACGCUGCGAAAUUGGAAGAACUCAAAGCAAAAUACACUGAUCGUAAAGAGGUUGAGACGAAGCGGGAAGUAGAAUAUCGGCAAGACGAUAGGCAACAAUUAUAUUCGGAGAUUGAGAAUAUGGAAAAAGAAUUGCAUAGAGCCCAUCUUGCUCUCGAACAAAUUCGACAAGAUAAAGAAAAUCAAUUGGCUGUUCUUCACGCUCGAGUAGCACAAAUGGAGGCGGAAGACGCUAUUUGUAAGGCUCACUUGGAAAAAUUACAAAAUGAAAGAGAUAGUGAUAUCGAGCAUUUACGAAAUAGAGUAGAGAAGUUACAAUUAGCCUUAGAAGAAAAAAGUAGUCGCUACCAAAUUGAAUUUAGUUCUUUACAAGCUGAAAGUGAUUUGCUGCUGCAAAAUGAACGGGACAGAUAUGAAAAACAAAUUGAUGAAGAAAGGCAAAAGUUUCAAGUUGAAUUGGAAAGACUUAUGGGAAGUAGACGAGAGGAUAGCGCCGUUCAAGCACGAAUUCAUCAAUUAGAAAGUGAAUUACAAGAUGCAUAUGACAGCAAUAAGCGUCGUUUGGCAGUUGAAAAAGCAACUCAUACGCGGUUAAUGAACAAAGCCAAGGAGGAAUGGCAAAGUAUGAGUAUACUAAUGCGAAAUUCUCCUGAAGAUGAAACUAAGGUAGUGUCAAAGUACAAGCAAGAAAUGGAGAGAAUGAAAGAAUUAUAUGACAGAGGAUUGGUGUGUAUUGAGCGUACAAACGAACAAAUCAUAAAUGAGAUGAAAGUCACUCAUGAAAGGGAAUUACAAAAAUUAAAGCUGGAGAGAGAAGAAGAAUUAAAGGAAGAAGUACGUGCAACACAAACCGACGGAGGUUUAGUUACAGCUCUAGACUCAUUAAGGAAAGCACAACGAGAAGAAUUAGAAAUGGAAAGGAAGAAAUAUGCUGAUUUAGAACGUAAGGUGUUGUCCUCUGAAGAGAUACAGUCAUUACAAAGACAGCACGACGAAGAUAUGGAGUUGAUGCAGAAAGAAAUUAAGUGCGUUGGCGAUAAACUAAGCCUAUCGAAUCUUGAAAAAGCACAAAUGGAAGAAAGAAUAGAAAAGCAAGCUAAGCUUGUUACAGAAUUGAAAGAAAAAGUUGAAGAGUUAUUAGAAAGAAACGAUGAAUUAAAUUUAAAAUUGGAACACGACAUAGAGGUACUCAGCAAGAAAGUGACAACAGCGUCUUCCGAUUGUCAACUUCACUCAUUAGAUUUGAAACUAAAGGAAACCGAUAUCGAAAGAAUCAAAGAUGAAAAGCGAUCUCUCCAUAUACGGCUUCGACAGGCUUUACAUGAUAAAGAAGAAGCUACUGCAGACAGUGAAUCAUUGCAAGCUCAACACUCUUUGAUCGUUCGACAACUGCAAAGCGAAAAAGACGAAUUAAGUGAGCGUCUUAGGAGGAAAGAAUCUGGAAGUACGAGAAGGAGGAAGAGUCUAAUUGCUGAGAUCGAAGCUCUUCAAAACAUGAACAGAGAAAGCUGGGAUCCUAGAAGAGCGUUUAGUAUAUCGGAAGAGGAAUCUAACGUUAAUUCAACGGCAUUCCAUCCAACGGAUAAGCUUAAAUGGCGUCAUGAUAAAAGCCAUAGUAUUGAUGAAUAUUUAAGAAUAUCAGACGUUUGA